Molecule: messenger RNA, 438 nt
Organism: Entrophospora candida
Lineage: Eukaryota; Fungi; Glomeromycota; Glomeromycetes; Entrophosporales; Entrophosporaceae
Source: the annotation of a GenBank genome assembly
UUACUUUAACCUCUAGUAAAAAACUUGUUUCGAUAGAAAAAGAGAAUAAGGCAAAAAAGAAAUCAACAACCAUCAAGAAACCCAUCAAAUCAAAGGAACUUUCUCGAAGCCGACAAGCAUCAAUUGAAAGGAUGAAAGGUCAGAGAAAGAUAGAUCAGAUGCUUCAAGAGUUAAAUUCUAAAUUGAUGAAACAACGGGCAAUGCUUGGUCGUGUUAAAGAAAUGAUUGAUUCAAUAUCAUUUAUGUUUGAAGUUUCUGGUAAGAAUGUCAUGUAUCUAGGAGAGCUUGUUACAAAACUUAAAGAAAGUACAAGUAGUCCAUUAGAAGUAAUGGAACAUAUUGAACUAUUAGCAGAAGUUGCUCCUGAUUGGUUUAAGGUUACUUUAGCCAGAGAUUCCAAGAAAGUUGUCACUAUUGAUGGAUCUUAUCAAUUGAAAA